CGUCGAGCGCCUGCUCAAUCUUACCAAGCAGCGCCACCGUCAUACGCCACGCGUUCUCAAGUUUGCAGGGCAAGUGCUGAUGACGAUGUGGUCUCACGCGGAACUCCGCGAGGUGUACCGCAAGCACGGCUGGCGCGAGCCCGACUUUCUCACGCCGGCGCGCGCCGCCGUGCCGCGCGGAUCUUCCAACGCCAGCGUCGUGUAUACCGCACCUUGCGCAUUGGUGAACGUAGAUACGGGUGUGGGAGCAGGUCAGGGCACGCCCAUGUCGGGAGGUGGAGCCCCCCACUCGCCAAGCAACGCCAACUCCACGCUCAGCCGGCCCAUGGCUUCUACUGGAGGCACCCGAUACGAGGAUAGGACCAUACGCCGCCAUAGAGAGGUAUAUCGAACUUUGCACCUUAUCCAUUUGAAGUAGAACUUAGUUUGGUAGAUCAGUGCAUGAUUAUUGGACAUUAGAUAUAAUUGCAACGCCAACUCAACGCUCAGCCAGCCCAUGGCUUCUACUGGGGUCACCCGAUACGAGGAUAGGACCAUACG
Ostrinia furnacalis (Asian corn borer) is the source of this 540-nucleotide messenger RNA. RefSeq lists its product as uncharacterized. Bases 80 to 418 code for a protein of 112 amino acids. The transcript has 4 exons. The record is from RefSeq and is a predicted model, not a curated record. NCBI's taxonomy places the organism in Eukaryota, Metazoa, Arthropoda, Insecta, Lepidoptera, Crambidae.